Molecule: messenger RNA, 1470 nt
Organism: Hevea brasiliensis (rubber tree)
Lineage: Eukaryota; Viridiplantae; Streptophyta; Magnoliopsida; Malpighiales; Euphorbiaceae
Product: UDP-URONIC ACID TRANSPORTER 1-like
Exons: 4
Coding region: 77-1246 (389 amino acids)
Cellular component (GO): Golgi apparatus
Molecular function (GO): antiporter activity
Source: RefSeq, a predicted model, not a curated record
UGCAGUAAGGCUAUUUCUGUAGUUAUAGAAAAGACCAACCUUCUCAAGCCAGUUCGGGACCAGUAGGGAAAACAUCAUGACCAUUAUGGUGCUUCGCUGUGUCUCUUUGGACACCAAAUUGCAGUUAGUGCCAAAGCUUCAGCGAUUGAACGCGUCACUGCAUAAAAAUUACACUUGUCACUUUCACUUUCACUUCAGCCACCCACCCACGUACUUUCCUCCAAAAAUUUACAAACUUUACCAACCGAAAAAACCGAAAAACUUCAAAAAAUUUUCCAUUGAUGAAGCUCAGAUAAGAUCAUCACCUACUGCAAAUCCAUCUACUUUCUCAAAGAAACAAGUCCUUUUCAUUACUUCCCUUAUUGUCCUUUGGUACUCCUCCAACGUUGGUGUUUUGCUUCUUAACAAGUUCUUGCUUUCUAACUAUGGAUUCAGGUUCCCAAUCUUCCUCACCAUGUGCCACAUGUCUGCUUGUGCCAUUCUUAGUUAUUUAUCCAUUGUUUUCUUCAAGGUGGUUCCUCUUCAGCUUGUCAAAUCUAGGCAUCAGUUCUUCAAGAUUGCAACUUUGAGUGUUGUCUUUUGUGCGUCUGUUGUAGGUGGCAACAUUUCGCUCAGGUAUUUGCCUGUUUCCUUUAAUCAGGCUGUUGGUGCUACGGCGCCGUUUUUCACUGCGGUUUUUGCCUAUUUGAUGACCCUCAAGAGGGAGGCUUGGUUUACAUAUGCUGCUCUUGUGCCUGUUGUUGCUGGUGCUGUCAUUGCUAGUGGGGGUGAGCCAGGUUUUCACUUGUAUGGAUUUAUUGUGUGCAUAAGUGCAACUGCUGCAAGGGCCUUUAAAUCUGUUCUUCAGGGCAUCCUGCUUUCUUCUGAGGGAGAAAAGUUGAACUCGAUGAAUUUGCUGCUGCAUAUGUCCCCUAUUGCAGCUUUAGUAUUGUUGCCUGCAGCACUUGUAAUGGAGCCCAAUGUGCUAGAAGUCAUUUUAUCUCUUGGAAGGCAACAUAAAUAUAUGUGGUUACUGCUGAUUCUUAAUUCAACGAUGGCUUACUCAACUAACCUGUCAAACUUCUUGGUCACUAAGCAUACAAGUGCACUAACACUCCAGGUGUUAGGCAAUGCAAAAGGUGCUGUGGCUGUCGUUAGCUCAAUCUUCAUCUUCAGGAAUCCUGUAACCUUGGCGGGCAUUGCCGGUUACACAAUGAGUGUUGCUGGCGUAGCCGCAUAUGGAGAAGCAAAGAGAAGGCUUAGAUGAAUGGAUUUAUAGCUCUUUCAUUUUAUUUAUUUAUUUUUGUUUCUACAGAGUCUAGUGAAGCUGUGUGAGCCAGAUUAUCAUAUUUUUAAUUUUGUAGGAGAGAGAAAACGGUCAAAAUUAGUAGGGAUUUUUUUUUUCUUUUUAAGUUUCAACUUGUAGAAAUAAAUUAAAUUUUAAUUUUCCCUUCUUAUGUAAACAACUUAAUUAAAUUUUAUUUUCAUCCA